UCUGUCUGCCUCAGUGUUAGCCCAUGUGCACUGAUGCAGAGAACAGACCCCUACUGCCUCUCCUGGGUUUAGAGAGCAAUUUGAUUCUGUGUGGCUCAACCUUUUUACUUCCUACUGCUUGACUUGCUGCUCCUUACAACAGCUAGUACCACUUGAAAGGGGUGUUUGAUUAGCAGAAACAAUGGAUUCUGAUUCAGAUGCACCCUUUCAUUAUUCUUGGCCAUCCUUACCUAAAAUGAAGAUUCGAAAAAGGACAUCCAAAACAAAAGCUCAGCAACAUUCCCCAUUUGAGAUAUACAGGAGAAAACCAAAUCCUUCUACCUUCUUUGCUGCAGCCAGACUUUCAGCUAUGCUAAAUGGAAGUGAUGAGGUGUAUGCAAACCGCAUGGUAGUGGAUCAGAUGGAAGAUGCUGGUAUCAACAGCCAGACUACUUCUGAAACUAACACAGAUUCAAAUAAAGAUCCAGAGGUGUUGGAAAAUAUUCCAAGUAACCAAAAGCUAUCAACGCUUAUGAUACCUAGCUUGGAUACAGCAGGUUCUUACAUGCCACUAAAGAAGACACAUGCUCUUAGUAAUCUGCGAAAUCAUCGUUAUCCCUUUAUUAAAAAACGAAGUUCCAGUCUUGAUGACUUGGAUGUCGACAGUGGAGAUGAAAGAAUGUCUAACCGAUCCCACAACUGCUAUUCUUCAGUGUCCUACAACUCUUCUGUGGUCUUGCCUAGUAAUAGUGGUAGGUUAAGUGCUUCAGAGACCACUGCUGGACUGGACGGUAGCAUGAGCAGAGCUGAAUCUCUUCCUUUAUCCAACAGUUUACACUCCAAGGAAUCUCUGCUUUCGGGGAUUCGUUCUCGUUCAUAUUCUUAUACUUCACCCAAGGUCUUAUUAGGGAAACCACAGUGUUCCCGGGAAUUUACACAAUGUGAUUCAAAUGAUGAAUCACACACAUUCAGCUUUCAUGAACAUUCAGAAAAAAGGAUUCAAGAAGAAGAAUGGGAUAAGUACAUUAUGCCAACAAAAUCAGAAUCUGAAAAAUAUAAAGUUAGCCGAACAUUCAGUUUUCUAAUGAAUAGAAUGGCCAGUACACGAAAUAAAUCUAAGGCAAAAAGCAAAGAUGCCAAAGAAAAAGAGAAAGUUAACAGACAUCAGUUUGUUUCUGGAUCUUAUGCUGGGGUAAUGCCUUGUUUUACAUGUGAGAAACCACUGUUGGGGAAAGAAUCAUUGCAAUGUUCCUAUUGCAGUGCAAUUGUGCAUAAAAGUUGUAAGGACUGUGCUCCUGCAUGUACAAAAAAAUUGCAAGAUAGAAGCCAUGUUAAGAACAAGAUACAAACUGUCCAGACAAAUCCAUCGUUCAGAGAUACUCCACAGCCAGCAUUCUUGACAACUCAGCCUUCUACCACAAUUCCCAUUGGAGUAUCCACUAUGAAAAAAGAAGCAUUACAGCAACAACACUCCUUAUCCAGAAGUGUUCCAAGUACCACUUCUGAAAGAAAGUGUAUGUCCUCACUGGAGCCAGAUACUAAUACCAGCAGUUGGAGAGCUAGGUCACACUCUGAAGAGCUGCUGCAAACGAUAGGAUCUGCUUCAUCUGCUGACUCCUUUAUAAUUGAAGAUGAUGUUGAUGCCUCUUUAUGGAGUGACCUCAGCACUGAUACAUUGGAAUUUGAGGCAGAGUCUUGGAGUCUGGUUGUAGAGCCUUGGUUUUGUAACCAACAAGAAAAGGAUGUUAUCAAGCGGCAAGAUGUAAUCUUUGAACUAAUGCAAACAGAAGUGCAUCACAUCCAUACCCUGUUCAUCAUGUCCAAAAUAUUCAGAAAAGGGAUGAAAGAAGAACUACAGCUAGACCACAGCACAGUGGACAAAAUAUUCCCUUGCUUAGAUGAGCUGCUAGAACUUCAUCAGCAAUUCUUCUGUAGGAUGAAGGAAAGGCGACAGGUCUCAAGUCAGGAGGGAAGUGGCAGAAAUUUUGUGAUCAACAACAUUGGAGAUGUCCUUGUGCAGCAGUUUUCAGAAGAGAAUGCAAGAAAAAUGAAGACCAUCUAUGGGGAGUUUUGCAGUCAUCAGAAAGAAGCAGUCAGCCUUUUUAAAGAGUUGCAACAAAACAAAAAAUUCCAGAACUUCAUAAAACUACGGAACAGUAAUCUUUUGGCCCGGCGUCGAGGAAUCCCAGAAUGCAUUCUGCUUGUCACUCAAAGAAUCACAAAGUACCCAGUUCUAGUGGAAAGAAUAUUACAAUAUACCAAAGAAGGAACUGAAGAACACCAGGAUUUGUGUAAAGCCCUUAACCUUAUCAAGGAUAUGAUUGCAGCAGUUGAUUUGCAAGUCAAUGAAUAUGAGAAGAAACAGAAGUUGCUGGAGAUUCUUAGUAAAGUUGAAAACAAAACAUAUACCAAACUGAAAAAUGGACAUGUUUUCAGGAAACAAGAUUUGAUCAAGAAACAGAGGACACUUCUGUAUGAAGGCUUAGUCUACUGGAAAACAGCUACAGGACGUUUCAAAGAUAUUUUAGCUCUGCUUCUAAAUGAUGUGAUGUUGUUUUUACAAGAAAAAGAUCAGAAGUAUAUAUUUGCAGCUGUUGACCAGAAGCCUGCUGUUAUAGCUCUUCAGAAGCUUAUUGUCAGAGAAGUGGCCAACGAAGAGAGAGGGAUGUUCUUGAUCAGUGCCUCCUCCACAGGACCCGAGAUGUAUGAAAUUCAUACUAGUUCCAAAGAGGAGCGCAGUCACUGGAUGAGGCAGAUUCAAGAGGCAGUGGAAAGUUGUCCAGAGGAAGAAGGCAAAAUGUGUGAAUCAGACGAGGACCGAAAAAUAACUGAAGCCAGAGCAGCCAAAAUUCAAAAAUGUCAAGUACUCUUGAAUAAUCAGGACCAGCAGAUCUGUAACUACUUAGAAGAUAAGCUUAAUAUCUAUGCAAAGCUUGGAAACAUGAGUGGGUUUGAAGAAGUUCAUGUGGAACCACAUCUACUUAUCAAACCUGACUCUGGAGAAACUCCUCAAGUGGCCUCACUUCUGGCUGCAGCUCUCAAGGAAGCGGAAAACCUUCAUACGGCAGUAGCAUUAUUGCAAGUGAAAGAUACGAGAAGCCGCUCAAAGGAAGAGAGCGUUGGAGACUCAAGUCUGGCAAAUCUUAGUGAAACUGAACUCUGUGAACCUUUCACUGAUUGUACAGAACUGAAGGUAGAGAAAGAAACUUGUAACUCUGACAUGCACGAUGAAAACAACGUAGCAGAAGUGGAUACGCUAGACCAGGAAGGAAACACCUGCUUUUCUGCUUCUGCCCAAACUGAGAUUGUACAGACUAUCCAGAAUUUAACACGGCUCUUAUACAGCGUUCAGGCAGCCUUGGCUAUCCAGGAUACUCACAUCGAGAUCCAUAAGCUGCUUCUGCAGGAACAUGAAAGAUCCAGCUUGAGUCACAGCCCACGUAGCACUUUCUUCCUCGAACAAGAAAAGCACCGAAACUUUAAAUCAAAGGAAGAAUUUGCAAAUAUUCAUAAACUCCAGCACCAAUUCCAGCAAGAGCAGCAGCGGUGGCACCGUGAGUGUGAACAGCAGCAACAGGAGCAUGAGACAAGAGAGAGCCGGUUGCUGGAGAAGGAGAAAGAGUGCUUCAGCCAAGAAGACUCGCUUUGCAAAAACUGGAAAGAGCUGGAUAGCCAACUGCAAGAUUACCAACAGAACCUAGAGAGACUCAGGGAGAGUCAAAGGAUGGCGGAGAAGGGGCGGGAAACUGUCAAGCUGCAGCAAAAGAUUCUGCGCCACUGGAAGCACAGCCAUCAAAGCGGUCUGCCGACUGUCAUCUCAUCAGGAAACCACGAGAUCAUGGGACCUCUUCAUUUGGACAGUUUUUGUGGUGAGAAUUCAGUCAUCAUAAAAGAAACCCUAGUACAGAUGUCCUUAAACCACCUCAACAGAUCAAAUUCUCUAGCUUACCAAGACUGUGGGCACAGUGUAAAUUUGACAGAUUCAGAGCCCAGGAGAACUGAAAAUCAGGUCAACUUCAACAUGGAUGUUUCUUGUCAGCAAGCAUUCACUGCUGAUCUCACAAAAUCAACGGGACUCUGCCAUCAUACUUCUUCUUCCAACACAAGUCAGUCAGAUCCUUGUAACAAUCAUAUGAAUGCAUUGCAGAGCCAGUGCCCAAGAAGAUUGCAAGAUUUUGAUUCAAGUCAUGGAAACUUUCAGUUACUUCACCCUUCAGAUGUUCUGCUUCAUAACUUAUCUUGUGACAUGGAACAAGAGUCAGAAAAUGGAGGCAUGGAAGAGAAGAUUGUUUAUCUCUAAUCCCUCCAUCUGUAAUAUUAAUAUAGUAGCACUUUGGGAUAGCAUUUCUAAUUGUAGUUACUCUUUAUUCAAAUUGCUUUGCCAGUAUAUUAAUUUAUUUCAAAAUACAAAUUUUCCCUAUCCAUAGGAUACAAAUUAAGUUAUUUUUGAAAAUAUUCCUGUAAUAUUUAAAUUGUGACAUCUGAAACAUUGAUGGGCUCUAAAACUAGACAUGGUGUAUAUAUGUACAUAUACAUAUGUGUUUGUAUGUCUGAAGUAAGAUAUCACCACUACACUAGAUUAGGUGGAAAGAUUUUUGUUUUAGAUUAUGUAUACUAUCUGUAAUAUGAGCAACUGGGAUUUAAGAACGCAACUUCAAUUUUUUAAAAAAAAGCACCAAGUGAUAUCAAAUGAUAUAAUGGAAAAGCAGGAAUGAAAACCUCAGUCUGGUGGUUGUUGUACUUUCUGAGUGCACAGUGGUGGAUUUACUAUAAACUUUUAUAAGCCAAUCAUGAACAAUUUACCUCAGGUUGGUUCCCUUCAGAGACAUUGGACUUCAGUUCGUGAAAUCACCAACAAGCAGGCAUCAGGUUGGAGAAGGCUGAUGUAUCUGCAUUGUUCUCAAUUACUUUCCAAGUUAUGUGACCACAGUAUGUCUUUCAUAUUAGUCUCAUGACAUGCAUACAGACAUUAUCGUGUCCUGACAUAGCGAUGAAAAAGCCUAGAAAAGUCUGUGCUGAUAAUCUAGCUUAACCCAGGUCACAUAUCUCUGGGUGGGGAAGCACACCUAUACACUUGAAAUAAAACCUCUUCUGAAUCUCACUAUAUUCUUUCAAUUGAAUUAGCACACUAGGAUCUCUCCCACAUUAUAGUUUAGCAGGUUAUUUUUAUCUUGUUUCCAUUAUGAACCUUUUGAUCUAUAGUCUAAGGUGAUCCUAAUAUUAUAUUUUAACAGCAAACAGCUUUAGGAAAUGAAUUCAUGGCCACAUAUUCAUCGUUCCAAGCUACAUUUGUUUAUUAUAUCAUUCCUUAAUAGAUAUUUUUGUCAUUCUUAUCUAGCGUGUACAUCUCUUGCUAUCCAGGGGUCAGUUUUAUGUGUUGCCUUAGAAUUUGUUCUUACCUGUUGAGAGUGCCCUUUCAUAUCAAAAGCAGCAAAAUCAUGACAUUUCUGUCUCACAUGGGGCAGAAGACUAGGAGGGGGAAUAAGAACAAAUGUAGGAUUUUUAUUUUUUUAAACAGCUAAUCAAAACCCACUGAUUUUUUUUUUACAUGCAUGGACUAUGAAUCAGUGUAUACCUUUCAGGCUGCAGAGCUUUGAUACAGUAUAAUA
This is a messenger RNA of Candoia aspera, 5588 nucleotides long. It is a transcript of the gene ARHGEF28, whose product is annotated as Rho guanine nucleotide exchange factor 28. The coding region runs from base 182 to 4279 and encodes 1365 amino acids. Gene Ontology annotation, molecular function: guanyl-nucleotide exchange factor activity. Gene Ontology annotation, biological process: regulation of Rho protein signal transduction; cell morphogenesis. The record is from RefSeq and is a predicted model, not a curated record. The transcript has 28 exons. NCBI's taxonomy places the organism in Eukaryota, Metazoa, Chordata, Lepidosauria, Squamata, Candoiidae.